Molecule: messenger RNA, 3005 nt
Organism: Rattus norvegicus (Norway rat)
Lineage: Eukaryota; Metazoa; Chordata; Mammalia; Rodentia; Muridae
Gene: Il21
Product: interleukin 21
Exons: 5
Coding region: 72-512 (146 amino acids)
Biological process (GO): immune response
Cellular component (GO): extracellular region
Molecular function (GO): cytokine receptor binding
Source: RefSeq, marked validated
CACAGUCAGGUUGAAGUGAGAACCAGACCAAGGCCUUGUUCAUCAGCUGCUGGAGACCCAGGUCUGGUGGCAUGGAGAGGACCCUUGUCUGUCUGAUACUCAUCUUCUUGGGGACCGUGGCCCAUAAAUCAAGCCCCCAAAGGCCAGAUCACCUUCUGAUUAGACUUCGUCACCUUAUGGACAUUGUUGAACAGCUGAAAAUCUAUGAGAAUGACUUGGAUCCUGAACUUCUAACAGCUCCACAAGAUGUAAAGGGGCAAUGUGAGCACGAAGCUUUUGCCUGUUUUCAGAAAGCCAAACUCAAGCCAUCAAACACUGGAAACAAUAAGACAUUCAUCAACGACUUGUUGGCACAGCUGAGGAGGAGGCUGCCUGCUAAGAGGACAGGAAAUAAACAGAGGCACAUGGCUAAAUGCCCUUCCUGUGAUUUGUAUGAGAAAAAAACACCCAAAGAAUUCCUUGAAAGACUAAAAUGGCUCCUUCAAAAGAUGAUUCAUCAGCAUCUUUCCUAGAACACAUAGGACCUGAAGAUUCCCGAGGACAGCGGACAGUAUAGACGCUCACAAACACAGGAGUACAUCUUUCCUCCUGGGAUUCUGAGUGGAGAAGUACGAUAUAUUAUGAUAGGAACAACUAAGAAAAGCUGCAGAUUAAGAUCCUUUUGCCCACUUACUGUGCAGAUAUUGCGGUUCCCUGCACAGACUCCAUGCUGUCAACAUGGAAAAUCUCUUCUCAGCAAGAGCCAGCUUAUUGUGGUGACAGGAUUUCUGGGACUUCUCACGUUGUGGCUUCAUCUUAUUGCCCGACUGUGACAUUCUUUGAUCAGAAAGGGAAAACUAAAAAUUUUAACUAAAAAUAAGGCUAGAGAACUUGUUGGUCUGCAAGAAUAAGACCUAUUAUGACCCUAACUGAAGGAUGUAAGCUGAAAAUACAUAAGCAUAAGAUUAUAUUGAAGACUGAAGUCUUUAUUCUUUACGAAAAUCUUUGUACUUGAAAGCAUGUCUGAAGGGUUUACUCGUUACAUUAACAUCUGGCCCAGUGAUAACUGAUCUACUUAUUCUCUACCGGACAGCUUCUCCUGAUGGGCACAAACAAUUUUUCUUCUUGAUUAGGUCUAUUAAAAUAUUUAAGUAUGGUAGAAUUUAACCUAUUUAUGAGGUUCACCCCUGGCCUUCACUGUUUUUCUAAAGCGGGAAGGACGUGUUAAGAAGCAGGCUUGACUUGCCUUCCUCUCAAUGUCAAGAUCCUUUAUAAGCUAAUAGUGUAAUCUUGUGAAGAAGGUAACCAAAUAUCACCAGUCUUCUGGAGCCAAAUAUAGUCUCCAGUUUUGUAGCGCUCACCUCCAGUGGUUAUGGGUGUGCUGUGAGGAAUCUGCUAACUCCAGCCUCAGUCUCCUCUCCCACAUCCUUUCCUUCCUUUCUGAUGCGUAAAAUGAAACUUCUAAGAACAGGCAUUUCCAACAAGUUCAGCAUUUAAGACACAUCACGUGCACACUUUUGAUAAGUUAAGUUCAAUCAUGUAUUUAAAGUCGAAAUCAGGAGAUAAGUCAAGAGACCAGAGGUUCUGUCCCGGUUUUAAACGGACCUUUACCUACCAUUCUGAUCUUUUAACCACAGAGCCUACACUGAGCAAAUGGUUCCACCAUUUGAUAUCAAUUCCAACAGUAUGUUUCAACAGCAAGUUAAAAAGUCUAGAAAGUCAUUUCCCCUGGAAUAGUAUAAUCUCUUUGUAAAUUUCUUACUGUUAAAAUGGAUCUGAGAUCCCAGGCAUGACCUGGGGGAAGUCUUUGCUCCAAGAAAAAAGUAUCUGUAUUUAAAAGUACCUUUAAAACAAGCGCAGACACAGCACACUGCUCUAAGACAGAGCUGACUAUUAUUAAUUGAUUCCCAGAAAAGUGUCACAAUCAGAAACAAUGUAUUUUCUUAAAUUGUUAAACUAUGUAUUGCAAAGAAACGGUGUAACUGUGAAUGUGCGACUCUUGAUGACAUUCUAGCCCACUUAAGUGUCUGACGGUGCUAGCAUGGGUUGUUGAAUUUGCUGCUGGGAAGCUGAAGUAGAGAUGCAAUGAUGGAGAGGGACAGCUUCUCUGUGUCUUAUUCUGUGACUAUUUCUGGCUGUAUAACUGUUGACUUCUUGACACUGUGAUUUUUAUAUUUAAGACGACAUAUUUAUUUUGGUGUGUUUAUUGUUAAAAAUCUGUUCUAGGCUUUUAAACCAUUGACUAUUUCUACUCUAGAAGUACAACUAAUUCAGUGCAGACAGGCUAAGAGCUUGCAGAGUUCGGAAGCCCUAAAGGCCUCUCCACUAGCCAAGGCCAAGCGAUGCUUUACUAACUAGACAGAGCAAGUCUUGCACAGCAGUCUUGAACCUCUCUGUGCUCGAGACUCAGCCAGUCCUUGACAUUUUUGUUCUCUGUGGGUGGCAAUACCUUGGGCCUGAUACACUGUUGACAUGGAGGUUGCCCCUGGUGUAAGCUUUUUUUGGUUUUCAUUUUCCUAUCUAUAGAACAAGGAUGUGUGACUUUCCUAAGUCUAUUCUGUAUUUUUUUUUGAGCUUUAUAUGUCUGAGUUUUAAUGUUUCCAGUACACUUACAAGAGCACCUGACCACACUCAUGAGUUAAAUUUCAUCCCAAGUGUGAUAUUUAGUUGCUCAAAAAGGAAAGAAAGAAGGAAGAAAGGCGAGAGAGAGAGAGAGAGAGAGAGAGAGAGAGAGAGAGAGAGAGAGAGAGAGAGACAUUGCUGUAGGUCAUGAGAGUUCAGAGAAAAUCAGUUAUGGCUGUUAAUAGUGUAGCUGAAAGUGUUUUCUUUGUAUAUGUGAAUAAAUUUAUAGCAUUAUUGACCUAUGUUACUGCUCUGUUUUAUUUACAGUCACAUCUGAGAAUUUAGUUUUAAUAUGAAUGAUGUACUUUAUAACUUAAUGAUUAUUUAUUAUGUAUUUGGUUUUGAAUGUUUGUAUUCAUGGCUUCUUAUUUAAGACAUGAUCGUAUUAAAUACUACUCAGUCAG